AUGUUUGAUGAUCCUACCGAGACCGCGCACGGGUGGAGCUUUCUGAAAGACACUCGCACGGUAUGGCCUAUAGCCGGUGCCGAAUGGAUGGUGAAUCGGGUCCGAAACGAGAGACCACUCCAGCAUCGUUUCAUCGAGUCUAGUGCCGGCCGGCUCCGAAUGUCGAAUGUGCAUAGUUAUCUCCAACGGGUAGUCCAUUUCCGCGAGAAACUAGCUAUUGCUAUUCACGUCAGCGGAGGCCAGCCUGCACGGGCACCAGAGCUGUUAAGCAUUCGGCAUUACAAUACUGAUAGUGGAGGCCACCGGAAUGUGUUUGUCGAAGAUGGUCUGGUAGCCUUUGUUACGUAG
This is a messenger RNA of Penicillium soppii, 348 nucleotides long. RefSeq lists its product as uncharacterized. The record is from RefSeq and is a predicted model, not a curated record. The coding region runs from base 1 to 348 and encodes 115 amino acids. NCBI's taxonomy places the organism in Eukaryota, Fungi, Ascomycota, Eurotiomycetes, Eurotiales, Aspergillaceae. The transcript has a single exon.